AUGGAUUUAGACGAUUUUGACUACGUGCCGGAGGAUGUCACAGCCGACAUCCCAGAGCCUUCUUCAAUCAAGCCCGCACUGCGCUAUAUCGACAAAAAAUGGUACCUUCCGGCGAACAGGAGAGCAAGAUGGAUGGAUCUCAUUGGAGACUAUGCUGGAACGGAACUCUUCAUCCUCGAUGGUGAGGCGCUCCUGCAGCAAGUAUUGAAUGACCCACUGCUGGCGUUAGGUCGUGAAGGCGAUCCGAGUUUCCAGAUCCUUCACGCCAUACACACACUUGAGAAAAUUUUAAACGAAUUCCAGUCACGUUCUGCGUGUUUCGAGAUCGUGUUUUGGCAGGAUACCCGCCAUGUCACGUUGCUCUCGGGAAGCUCUGAGUUCGUCACAUCGUCGCGAAUUCUGGCUCGUACCAUGCUUUUCCAGCAUCUUCAUCGUUUCAAUAUACCUAUCCAUGUCUUCGAAAGUGUUUCCGAUCCUGAGUGGAUCAGAUAUCAAGGGUCCACAAAGCCUAUGUUUGUCAUGACGAAUGAUGGCGGCAAUUUAGGACCAAAUGAUGCUCUGUUCACUGCAGAGCGAAUCUUUAGUCAACGAAUUUUUUUGUUUGACCUUUUGUCUCUGGGACUGUCAGUGGCCAUGUUGCAUGGAGCUGAGUAUCGCGACUCCAAGAUCAUGACCUUCAUUUAUGAACAACGACGCGACCAUCACGCCCGUGAGCAUCUACCGGACGGUUUGUGGGGCGCAUAUCGUGUGGCAAUGAGGUCACUGGAAGACCAGGAAUCCCAUGUAAGGCAUGGCGUUUCGAUGGUCUCCCUGAAGACCUUUGCGCCGCGAAUCUCGCCAUCAGCCGAUGAGGACUGGUCUCCGACCAAAUCCUUUGUACAAAAAAUGCUUUCGUCUCAUUUUCUUGGUCACGCCUUUAGGCAGGAGCUACUUUACCUCUUUCUGGCUCAUCUUUUAGUUGUUCCGACCCUGUCUAUCCGAGUCCGUGCCAGACAGAUUGAUGGUUUAGACGGUGAUCUCAGCCGAAUCCUACUCGAAUCAUUCCUUCCGAGUGCAUUCAUCUCUCUCGAAGGCUUGUGCACUCAAAGGAGGGUUGAUAUCGAUGGACGAGUGUUCGUGGCACUCCUCCAAUUCUCAGCUGCACACCCAGAUGUAUCGUUGACGGAACUAUUGGGACAGAGUAUUGGACAGCAACUGGAUGCUAUCUGGUCGGCUCAGAACCUUCCUCCUGUUGACAUCAAGAUCUUGGCCAAGCGCCUCCGGUCAAUCGAAGGUGUCUCUCAGCAGAGGGUCGUGUCACGCCGGCCUCAUCUGGGCCUUCUUCCGUUCUCGCAUCCUGUCUUUGACAAACAUCUUGCGUCUGUGCAUGUCGGAGUGGAGAACACGGACGCGGACGUCAGACAAUUGCGACUCCAGUUUAACACAGUGUUCAAUGAUGUGUAUCACUGGCAUAAUAGUCGGCGCAGCAUUCUGCCUCCGCACUUAGGAGGCGAAGAAUUUCACCCAAUGGAUGCGAAACAACGUUUCCGAAAAUUGCGAAGUGACCAGCGUUUCAUGGCAAGCAUGGAGUGGCAGGCGAAAACAUUGACCGGUGCUUUCGGGAUUCCAUUAGAAAGAUUAGUGAUAUUACCUGUUGGCUCUCGGGCUGCUCAGCGCACCAACAAUUUGGUCUCACGGCCAGCCGUCCGAGCGAUACAAGCGAAGCCAGUGAAACAGGGUAAGAAGGGCAAGCAAGAAUAUGUCUCGUCAGCAGAUAAGAUCAGACAAGCAAAUGCCGCGAAGAAGCAGUUGAAGGAGGACGAUUCUAAUUUGACUUGGUGGCAAGAGCAGCUGAAAAUAUUGGCGCAAGAGUCCACCGAGAAUCAGCUAAAGGCGGUGGAGAACCUCCAGCGCAACAAGCGCACGCGGGAGGGCUGGCUGAGUGUUGAGGUUCAAUUGUACUCGCUGCACCUGGAAUUUGUCCGUUGGAUCGAGCGCUCUGACCGUGAGGUGCCCGCUGUCCGGGACCAGAUUGUCGUGCGCAUUCUGCGCCUAGUCAAAGAUACCUUCCAUCGCAAGGACUUAUUCCCUGCUGCAGCUGGUAUCUUUGAGACGGCUCUCUCUGUCGUUGGAUUGUCAGAUGUGGUACCAGAGCUAAAAGCCUCGGCGCCGGCCUUGACUGCCGACCGCGAGUUGAACUUCAAGUUCAUCAAGCUUGCAAAAUCAAAGAGCAGGUCUGCGGUACACAAGUUUAUGGAUAUCGAUGAAGAUCCAAUCGUGUGGCAGUUGCGUUUGUUUGGUGAAUACAUGGACAGAAGCAUGGAUAGUCAGGAUGACCCGCGAGUACAGUUCAAGCCGGAUGCAUGGCAACGGGAUGUCCUUGAUUGUCUGGAUGCGAAUCAUUCAGUACUCGUCGUCGCGCCUACGAGUGCCGGGAAGACUUUCAUCUCUUACUAUGCUAUGGAGCAGGUUUUGAAAAACACAGAUGAUGGAAUCCUCGUCUACGUAGCCCCCACGAAAGCACUCGUCAAUCAGAUUGCAGCUGAGGUAUAUGCUCGCUUCAGGAAGGACUUGAACGGACGAAGCUGUUGGGCGAUUCACACCAGGGAUUACCGGGUACACAACCCGCAAAAUUGCCAAAUCUUAGUCACUGUCCCCGAAAUGCUUGCUAUCAUGCUUUUAUCGCCCCCGCUGGCCCAGAACUGGACGCCCAGGAUCAAACGAAUUAUUCUGGACGAAAUCCAUACUAUCGGUCAACAAGAAGGUGGCGCCGUUUGGGAGCAAAUAUUAUUGCUCGCACCUUGCCCUGUUAUUGGUCUCUCAGCGACAAUCGGGCAACCGGAGCAAUUCAACCAGUGGCUGGGUUCCGUACAAGAGGCGCACGGAUUCAAGCACACCUUCAUCUAUCAUCCGCAUAGAUACUCCCAUCUGCGCAAGUAUAUGUACUCGCUUCAAGGCUUGCAGCCUGGGAGAUUCCGUGGAAUCUCUGAUUAUUCCAAUACCGAACGACUCAGAUUCUUGCACCCGGUCUCUCUACUGUCAUUUGGUGUACGAGACCUUCCUCCUGAUUUUUCAUUGGAAGCCUCAGACUGUCUAACGCUUUUCCGUGCAUUUUGGACUUUGCGCGAGAAACUCGAUUUCGACGUGCAAGAAUUGGAACCAUCGCGUUUCUUUACUGACUCUCCAGUCAAACUGUUGAGGCAGAAAGAUAUUCUCAAAUAUGAAUCGGCGCUGAAAGUUCACCUGUCCAAUCUCGUUACCUCUGACUCAGAUACAUCUAGGCCUCUCCUUGACGGUGUUAUAUCCCAUUUGACAGAUCCUACCCUGAAGAAUAUGGAUCAUCACUCAAUCCCUCCUGCACCCGAUUUCUAUAAGAAUCUGAUCUUCCUCCUAGCGGACUUGCAUUCGAAAAAUGACCUGCCCGCACUGUUCUUCAACUUUGAUCGCAAGGCCUGUGAAAAUAUGGCAAAAUACCUAUUAAAUCAGCUAGAAGAUACUGAAUCUACAUGGCGGGACAACAGCCCCGAAUGGGCACAGAAGAUGAAGCAAUGGGAGCGCUGGCGUUCACAGGCCAAAGCUCGUGAGCGUCAGGCGAGUAAGCUGAUGAAGCAGAAGAAAGAUUCGGAAGAACCACAGGCUGAGGUUCACGAAUCAUGGGAAAGCCAAUUUGAUCCAGAGGACCCUUCGCCCCAGUUUUCGUUCACGGGAGUGUCAACUGCGUAUACUAUGCAGGAUCUGAAUGAUGAGAUACGCUCGCUUGCACGCUGGUCUAAAAUUCCAGAAUGGGCUUUCAAAGGGCUGCGCAGGGGUAUUGGCGUCCACCAUGCGGGUAUGAACAAGCGGUACAGGUCUUUGGUUGAAAGUCUCUAUCGAUUAGGAUUUUUGAAAGUCAUUAUUGCCACAGGCACAUUGGCACUUGGUAUCAAUGCACCAACCAAAACGUCCGUUUUCUGCGCAGAUUCGCCGUUUUUGACGGCAUUGAUGUAUCGGCAAUGUGCAGGGCGUGCCGGACGGCGAGGGUUCGACCUUCUGGGCAAAGUCGUCUUCUACGGUAUUGCCAUGGAUCGAUGUCAAAGGCUGGUCCUGUCACGACUUCCAUCGCUGGGCGGAAACUUCCCUAUGACCUCGACCAUGGUUUUAAGGCUGUUCAACCUGUUACAAGGCUCAAAUAAUGCGGAAGUCGCCGUCCGCGCCAUUGACAGUCUCUUGCAGUUGCCUCGGGUCAGUUUCACGUCCGAGAUAGGGAGACAGCAAGUCUCGCAUUUCGUGCGAUUUAGUAUCGAUUACCUUCGCCGCGCAGGCCUCUUGGACGCUGAGGGUAACCCGAUCAAUUUGUUCGGAAUUGCCGCUCACCUGUACUACACUGAACCUGGCAAUCUCGCACUCGUUGCUCUCUUCCGCCGCGGAAUAAUUCACAGGAUAUGCUGUCAAUCCGAUUCAUUCAUGGCGCGUCGAGAGUUUGUUCUUUUAAUGAGCCAUCUAUUCGGGCGACGAUACCUACCGAAGUCGUAUACGACCGACGAGAACUUGCAAGCAUUGAUCAAGAAAUCUCCGUCGAUGGUCAAGCUACCUCCUCUGCCUAAGGAUGCCAAAGAGGUUCUCUUGCAACAUGGAAGAGAGAUCUUGGGCGUCUUCACUAGCUACGCCUUGGCCUAUGCCAAAGACAACCUUGAGCCAGAGACUGCUUUACCGACUGAUGACCCGAAAAACGUAGAGGUUACACCAUUCCUCGAACAUCUGCGGGAUACCGCUAUUCAAGUGACUGUGCGCUCACCGCUAGUGGCGACCUCUGGUCUCACCGAUGAGUUCAAGACCGUCCACGAAUUGGCUCAGACCUCUCGACAAGGAUUAUACCUGAAUCAAUACGCUAUUCCAUCCGUCCAUGACUUGGCGACUGGGGGAGACGAUGCAGAUCAUACGCUCAAUGCGUACCUACUUGACUUCUACAUCCACGGACAGACCGCAGCGCUGAAGAGGGCGAAUGGAAUUCGGGAUAACGAUGUCUGGUAUUUACUGGAGGAUUUCACGUUGACGUUGAAGACCGUCCGAGCGGGGCUGGGACAGCUCUUGCUCAAGACGACGAGUGGAAAAGAUGCAGACGAUGAAGGUUUUGAGGAGGCCAAAGUUGACGAACUGGAUGAUGCUGACAGUGGUUACGGAACCUACGCUUCAACAGACAUGGAGGACGAUGAGUUUGGCGGAGGGCAGCACCUUGAACGGCCCGCUGGCGUAUCAGAUCAAGACUGGAAGGUCUACGAAGUAAUUGACAGCGUCACCAACGAAUUUGAUACCAAAUUCCAUGCCAUGUGGGCAUGA
Fibroporia radiculosa is the source of this 5295-nucleotide messenger RNA. RefSeq lists its product as uncharacterized. The coding region runs from base 1 to 5295 and encodes 1764 amino acids. NCBI's taxonomy places the organism in Eukaryota, Fungi, Basidiomycota, Agaricomycetes, Polyporales, Fibroporiaceae. The transcript is spliced from 16 exons. Gene Ontology annotation, molecular function: ATP binding; nucleic acid binding. Gene Ontology annotation, cellular component: cytoplasm. The record is from RefSeq and is a predicted model, not a curated record.